AAAAAAGAUUGGUUUUCUGUUUUUAUUUACUCAACACCUUUGCCUUGUGCCAAAAGUCCGUCCGUUACUGUUUCUUCGGGUGGGAAUAAUGAAUAAAUAGAAAAAUAAAUGGCAAUGAAUUAAAAAAAAAAACAAACCAACAGCCAUUCCCACCCGAAUCGAGCCAGCCCGAACAGUCCGGAGCAGUUAAGGAACCGGUAUCGGAAGCGGUCGAAGUACAUAAAUAACCACCUCCGGCCUUACCUAUCCUCACACGCGUUCGCGCGGAACUUUGUCAUCCCUUUUUACCCCUAUUCGGUUGAGGGAGGUACUGCUGGUAGUGUGUCCGGACCGAUCCGUUUGCGUGCAUCUGCGUGCGACAAAUAUUCGCGCAACGGCAUUCGUUCAGCAGGUUCCAGACCGGGGAUCCAGGUUUUGUGCAAUCUCUAGUGCAGCGGCUUAGUGUUCGUGUUGUGGUGCGCACAAUCCUAGUGUUUUCGAUCGCCAAAGGUGAACCAGUGCCAGAGUAGGCAAAAAGUGUAUUGCGGCAGUGUGUGGGAUUCGUUCGCGCCGAAGCGUUUGGCCGGUCGUUGGCCUGCCGGAUGAUAAGUGUUGUUUGUGUGCGAUGUUGUGGUAGGUUUAUGGAGUGUGCGUCUGUGGCUGUGUGUGUGUGAGUUGUGGCUUGUUGUUAUAAAUUUUACUUCAGUGUUGGCAAGGUUCCUCUAAGAAAAAGGGGAAGUGACGCAAAGGUUUAAUGAAAAGUGCACCUGGAAUUGCGAAGAAAUAAUCAUUUGAAAUCACCUGCCCGUGAGAGAGUUACAAAGUUACAGAGAAAACCGAGAAAACAAGAAAUUUAUAUAACUUUGUUUAUCAUAUAAGCUGAGGCAUCGAGCGCUAAAGUGAUACGACGGUGCAUAAGGGCAGCAUACAGUGCCGCGCGACGGUACAGCGCUGCAGCACUCCCCGCUUUGCAGCAGCAAGGGCAACUCAGCGGGAUUGUUAUGUUAAGCUUGUGAAGCACCUUCCAUCACCAGAAGACACCAAGCACUGAACGGCGGCUUGUGAUGUGAGCUCGACAUAACCGCGCGACAUCCCGCUAAAUAUGAACUGCACCGCCAUCAAUAGCAACCAGAUCGAAACGACACCAAACAACCUGCCCCGGCUGAUGGGGGGCAUUGGCACGGCGACACCACUGUCCACCAGCCACACACCAACCAGCCGCACGGCCAAAGCAACCAUCUGCAGCGGCCCGGGCGGUACGGGCGGUAGCGUAGGGACGACCGUGUUCUUCCACCGCACCACCAACAACCUGCUGGAUGUGCCGCGCACCGCCAACAGCUCCGAGGAGGAAAACUCACCGACGGAAUUGAACACCUGCCGCAAGCUGACCGAAAAGCCCCCGCUGGUAAAACGACUAACGAUGGGUAUCCUCAGGACGGCGGAAGAUAGCCGACCGCUUGUGCACAGUUCGUCCUCGCCGUCGAGCUCGUCCAGCUCCUCCCAGACGAUCUCGGACGGGUACGUGAACGAGGGCAUCUGUGCCGAUACGGCUGAGACAACGCUCUCGACGACAGUGUUCACUACCUGCAGCAGCAACAGCAACAAACUGUCCGGCUCGGCAACAUCUGCCACCAUCACCACCACUCCGACGAUGGCCGCCGGCAGCAGCACAAUCCGAAGUCCGCUCACGCCGGGCACGUCGCUGGGUGCGGCGGGAACUAGCAUACUGUUCGAUGCCGGUGGCCCCCGCUACAAUCAUACGGCGACCACCCUGCUCUACCCACCGGCCGUUCCGCUGCGCAACGAUAGUCUCAGCCUGAAGGAACAGCACGAGCUGAAAGGGGCGCCCUGGUUCCAGGCGGGCAUACCGCGCGAAAUUUCGCUCGAGGUGCUUUCGCGCCAAAACCCGGGCGCAUUCCUGGUGCGCCAAAGCACAACCAAACCGGGCUGCUUCGCGCUGUCGCUACGUGUACCGCCGCCGGCCCCGAAAGUGGCCCACUAUCUAAUACUAAGAACGAUACGGGGGUAUAAAAUUAAGGGUUUUACGAAAGAGUUUACAUCCCUGAGGGCACUGAUAACGCAUCAUUCGGUGAUGCCGGAGCUGUUGCCCGUGCCGCUAGCACUGCCGCGACCGCCCCAGAUCGUGCACCGGCAGGAAGACCCGGAGACGUACGGUUCGCUGAACGACUUUCAGAACAUGAUUACCGAGUAACUGAUUUCGGAACGCACGACGUGUUUCUUUCCUGUUUCUUGAUGUUGAUUAGAAAAAGAGAGGAGAAGAAGAAGAGGUUAAUUAAAUCCCACAAAUCGGACACAGUUUGAAGUGGGAAGUAAGCGAUAUGUUUUGCAUUUAUUCGUUUCGUUCUAUGCUUUUUCUCAUUGCCUCUGGUAAGCCAAAACGUCUGAAAAGUCUCGAUCGAAACGGUUCUACAUUACGUUACGGACCAACACUCGGAACUAGAACUAGAAAAAGUACACCAUAUUUUACGCCUUUUUCCUUAAAGUUGAUUUUAAAAAGUGACCUUACUAUGUUCUGUCUAAUUCUUUAAAUUUCCUGCCCCACUGUUGGUAAAAUACUCUACAAAAGAGAAUCUUAAUACUGUAAAACCGGUUCAUUUACUACAGAAACGGGGAAAAGCUACAGAAUGGAACACAAAAUUAAGAGAACCCUAGUCAAAAGGCAGAUCGAACAAGAAGGAACGCUUCGGGACAGGUUUGAAAAGAACGUGAUAGUCUGUGUGUAGGAUGCGAGUGUAAACAAAACGCUAUAGAAAAUAGUAAAAUGAUUCAAAAGAUUAUUAAAAGAAGCAAUAUUGUUGGAAAAGAAACGGUAACU
This is a messenger RNA of Anopheles merus, 2815 nucleotides long. Its product is annotated as tensin-4-like. The record is from RefSeq and is a predicted model, not a curated record. Bases 1082 to 2191 code for a protein of 369 amino acids. Lineage: Eukaryota; Metazoa; Arthropoda; Insecta; Diptera; Culicidae. The transcript is spliced from 6 exons.